Trichoderma harzianum CBS 226.95 is the source of this 1612-nucleotide messenger RNA. RefSeq lists its product as hypothetical. Gene Ontology annotation, molecular function: transcription cis-regulatory region binding; DNA-binding transcription factor activity, RNA polymerase II-specific; zinc ion binding. The record is from RefSeq and is a predicted model, not a curated record. The transcript is spliced from 4 exons. Gene Ontology annotation, biological process: positive regulation of transcription by RNA polymerase II. Lineage: Eukaryota; Fungi; Ascomycota; Sordariomycetes; Hypocreales; Hypocreaceae. Gene Ontology annotation, cellular component: nucleus. Bases 1 to 1557 code for a protein of 518 amino acids.
AUGGAUGAGUCUCCUAAAUCCGCAAAGCAACACACACAAAACAAAGGGCCCCAGAGUAAGCGCCACUGUUGGGAGUGCCGCCGACGAUGCUUAGUGUGCGAUUCUGAACUACCUGAGUGUAAAAGAUGUCGUACGUCGGGCAUCCGUUGUCCCGGAUAUGGCGAGGUGAAGCCUACCAGGCUGAAAUGGGUCACGCCUGGGAGAGUCCUAUCUCGAGAUCAGAAACAAAAGAAAAGCUUGGUCUACCAAAACCAAGACGGUAACGCCGAUAUAAUUACAGGGAACACAUCAAUUACAGUCUCAAAGAAAUAUGACAUAUACACGCCAAUUCCACGAUUCGAGAUGCAUGAAGAAGUACAUGCCAUACUACAGGGCUACGAGUACUUCAAUUCUUGUAUAUAUAAAGACUUGGUCCCUCUCCAUGAACUUGGAUACAAUCCUUACGUAUAUCCACUUUCUGAGAAACAUCUCCAAGCCGCAGUUUGGUGUCCCGAUUAUCUAAAGUAUGGUAUGCUCUGCAUGAUUCUGAGCCACAGAAUCAAUCAAAUAGGAAUCGCCAUUCCACCCAAAGAAACGGUGGAGAAGUUUUACCUCUACUGGGGCCUUGCUGUUCGUUCUCUCAAUGAAUAUCUCGGCAUGGAAGAUAAGCGUUUAGGAGAUACGGUUAUUGCCGGGAUAUUGACACUUUUACUUGCUGAUAUUCAACAAGGAUCAUCACUCAAUUGGCGAUGCCAUUUAGACGCAAUUUACAGGCUAAUUAUGCUGCGUGGCGGAUUUUACAAAGUGGCCGAAUCAAAAAGUAUGGAGCCACUGCUCCUUUGCUUCUGGUCUGUUGCAGUGAUGGGGAAUACAACAUGUCCUGCAUCAGACCUCUUCAUGACUACUUUCCAACGUGAGACUCUCAAAUUUUUGCCACAGCAAUACAUUACUACUGUAUCUCCAAUUCAGCUGUGCCCAGUAUCACUGUUCGUUGAGCUUAUUAAGAUCAAUCAUCUACGUAUGCGGGUUACAAGACCUAAUGCUGCUGGUACCGAGGCUUUUCAGAAGGGGAGUUUUGAAAUACUCGAGCGCAUCAAUUGUUUCUCGCCCCAUCGAUUGGCUCAAUCUAAAAGUUCAAAUCAAGAAUAUUGGACAUUAGUUGGUCUGGUGUACCAGGCCGCUGCGGCAUUAUACUGCAUCUUAUCACUUCAAAGCCUCUCAAUUAUUCCUGAGACUCCGGCACUCCGAGUCCAAUGUGCCACGCAUGGAAGACUUAUGCAAACGCUUCUGGUGGAAGCCCUCGCGUCUAAAAGCCUGAAAAGGUUCAUGAUUUGGCCGCUCGUUGUACUUGGGGUGGAAGCUGUUCACGGCGAUGCACUUAUGCGUGAAUUUGUUGCUAAAGAGCUGUCAGAACUUAGCCAGAGUGUUGGAAGUUAUGUGCCACUUACGGCAAAACGAGUUCUUGGGGAGUUCUGGGCUUCUGGGAAAACUCGCUGGGAUGCCUGCUUUGAUAGACCGUAUGUCUUUACUGGGCAAAUUGCGGUGGACACGAGCGGCUUAAUGCCGUUAUACAAGUAAUCUUAAAUAGACUUAAGCCUCGAGAUCCAGUUUCAUCCCUAUUGGAAUCCUUGAG